Alnus glutinosa is the source of this 2313-nucleotide messenger RNA. RefSeq names its product kinesin-like protein KIN-10B. The transcript has 14 exons. Gene Ontology annotation, molecular function: microtubule motor activity; microtubule binding; ATP binding. Gene Ontology annotation, biological process: microtubule-based movement; mitotic spindle organization. NCBI's taxonomy places the organism in Eukaryota, Viridiplantae, Streptophyta, Magnoliopsida, Fagales, Betulaceae. The record is from RefSeq and is a predicted model, not a curated record. The coding region runs from base 105 to 2153 and encodes 682 amino acids.
AAAGGGGUCCAACGGUCGCCAGCAUCCAUUUCUAGGCAACCUCUCUCCCUCUCUUGAUCUGUCUCGCUCUCUCUUGCUCUGUAGCCCAAACUGUGAAAUCUACCAUGAACCCCAACUCGAUCUCCAAGGUCAGAGUCAUUGUGAGGGUGCGUCCCUUUCUCCCCCACGAGAUUUCCAGCAAGAACAGUGACCUUACACCAUGGGUUUCAGUUCUUGAUCAAGAUUCCGAGUACCGUGAAGAAGUCACCGUUUAUCUCAAAGAUAAAGAUACCAGCCGAAAUGAGUGCUAUCGGUUGGACUCUUUCUUUGGCCAAGAGGACAACAAUUUGGGUUCGAUCUUUUACAAAGAAGUGAGCCCUUUGAUUCCUGGAAUUUUCCAUGGCUACAAUGCAACUGUGUUUGCCUACGGGGCUACAGGCAGUGGAAAGACUUAUACCAUGCAGGGCACUGAUGAGCAGCCAGGUCUGAUGCCGCUAGCCAUGUCUACAAUUCUCUCAUUGUGCCAAAGCACAGGAAGCACAGCAGAGAUGUCGUACUACGAGGUCUAUAUGGACAGGUGUUAUGAUCUUUUAGAGCUCAAAGCGAAGGAAAUAGCGAUUUUGGGUGAUAAAGAUGGGAAAAUUCAUCUUCGGGGACUAUCUCGAGUCCCUGUAAAGUCAAUGUCCGAAUUCUAUGAGGAAUUUUCUCGUGGGGUUCAGAGGCGGAAAGUCGCGCACACAGAUCUCAACGAUGUCUCUAGCAGGAGCCACGGGGUGCUUGUGAUUUCUAUUUCCACUCCUUCUGGUGAUGGCUCUGUAGCUGUUGUUACUGGGAAGCUCAACCUCAUAGACUUGGCAGGUAAUGAAGAUAAUAGAAGAACCUGCAAUGAAGGGAUUCGUCUCCAAGAGAGUGGCAAGAUCAACCAGUCCUUAUUCGCAUUGUCAAAUGUGAUUUAUGCACUGAACAAUAACAAACCACGCAUGCCCUAUAGAGAAAGCAAAUUGACCCGAAUAUUACAGGACUCUCUUGGUGGAACAAGUCGUGCUAUAAUGGUUGCUUGCCUGAAUCCGGGAGAGUACCAGGAAUCCGUUCAUACUGUCAGCUUGGCUGCCCGGUCCCGGCACAUCUCCAAUUUUGUAUCUUCAGCUCAUAAGCUUGAGACCCCAAAGGAUAAAAUGGACAUGGAGGCCAAACUGCGCGCUUGGCUUGAAUCUAAAGGCAAGACAAAGAGUGCACAAAAAUUUGGAGCAUUCAACUCUCCUUUUAUGGGCAAAACUCCAAGUUCUGUAAGCUCUAUUAAGAAACCCAGUAUCUUUCGUAGCUCUGUGAAAGCAAAGGCUACAACCAACCAAGCUGCUUCUGCAGCAAAAGAAAGGUUUAUUCCUGAGCCUGUCAUGAAUUUGUUUAACAAUGAAGGUCCAGUGGAUGCCUCCAAGGAGAUUGGGCAAGUUGCUGGUAUGUCAAAUAAGGAAGAGGCUGUGGCUGCCGCUGAUGGAAUUCUAUCAGAGUCAAAUACGUACUUGCCCGAUGAACCAUCUGAUAAAGAGGAGAAUAUGGCAUCUGCUGCUAACGGUGUUGAGGCAUCCCCAGUUAUGACAAAUGCUUACUUGCCCGAUGAACCAUCUGAUAAAGAGGAGAAUGUGACAUUUGCUGUCAACAGUGUUGGGUCAUCCCCAGUUACUGAGAAGACAAAUGCACUGCAGAGUUCUUCAAGAAAAGUUCUUUCCCAAAUAGACACCAAUAUAAAUCGAAAACCCCUCGAGGGACUCACAUCCACAGGCCAACCAUGCCCAGAUUUCUUUGAGCCAAUUACUCCCAAAAGAACUUUUAUUGAUACCUCUCCAAACAAGCUGCAAAUACUUGGCACCCCACUUGAUAAAUUCAAUGCACAGAGUUCCAAUUUGAAGAGCUAUCUUAUUAAAGAAUAUAUUGACUUCUUAAAUAAAGCUAGCAAAGAGGAGCUGCUAGAGUUAAAGGGGAUUGGAAUAAAAAGGGCAGAGUACAUAAUUGAACUCCGAGAAGCAAGCCCAUUCAAAUCGUUGAGUGAUUUGGAGAAGAUAGGCCUUUCAUCCAAGCAGGUUCACAACUUGUUCACCAGAGCUGCAAGAGGAAUUUUUGAUAGACCAGCAGAUUCAACUCCCAGUUGUUCAGGUUCACAGAUUUUACAGCUUUGAAAACAACAUCGAGAAUUUAAUAUUCUUCAUGUGCUUUUUAUUCAAGUCUUUGUAUCUGUAGUUAUUAGUGCUUAUUCAUUCAGUGGAUGGGAUUAACUUGACAAUAGCAACCUACUUCCAAUCCUAUCUUCUAGAACUUCUCAACUGAAUUAAUCGUUAU